AUAGCCCGGGAACCAAUCACCGCCCGAGAAAUUAGAGCGGAUCAGGAGAUCGCCGAGAGAAUAUUGCAAAAAUUCUAAUCGAAUUCACGAGCCAAGAAAAUAUAUAAAAUCAAUAGCCAUGGAAAGCGAGCUUGUGGCCCGUAAAGGUGGUAUCAAAUGCCCUGAAUUUUAUUACGAAUGGGAAGAGACUGCAAUGGGAACAAGUGAUACCACCGGGGAUUCGCGCUUACAUCCUUCAGCUAGCUCAGGCACUCCUGGAGGAAACGGAACAGAACGUAGAAACAUUGGAACCAGCGGCGAAGAAACAACCAGACAAAGAAGUCCGAGAAAAGAGGAAGAGAAAUAUUCACCAAAAAAACUUGCCACUGAAGACUCCAAAAACAAAGGUACAUCACAGGGUACCCAACAUGAAGACGAAGACGAAGGGACAUAUGAGGAACUUAUAUGCCUAGUGCGACAGUUUUACGUGGAGAGACCACUGAACCCUGCUGCGCUGGCUCACCAGAAUAUCGAGACUUGUUGACAAGUCAGUCACUGCUCCUGUCACUGCGUCGCUGCUGCGCGUAUCAAAGGCGAUUUGCCAUAAGUUUUGCGGUUUUUUCAACAAUCCAUUACAAGAGAGACGCUAUCCCAAAGGAUUCCAACACGAAUCUAAAUGGGUCAUCUGCUUGAUACGGUGGACGAAGUGGACAAAGUUUUGCUAAGGUGCCCCCCGCCCAUCCAAAAAAACCAAAGAAAAGCAAAGGAAGGAACAAAAACGACAAUGUCAAAGGAACGCGAGCAAGAGACUAGCUGAAAGCUGGACAGAAAAAGAAGGGGAGAGAAUUCGCUAAAAA
This is a messenger RNA of Nematostella vectensis (starlet sea anemone), 836 nucleotides long. RefSeq lists its product as uncharacterized. The transcript has 3 exons. The record is from RefSeq and is a predicted model, not a curated record. Lineage: Eukaryota; Metazoa; Cnidaria; Anthozoa; Actiniaria; Edwardsiidae. The coding region runs from base 119 to 523 and encodes 134 amino acids.